UUCACUACCUCUUUUCAGGCCAGGCUUCAACUGUCACCAAAGAGAUUUAACUUCCUCUAUUCUUUAUGACUUAUGGUCGUAAAGACUUCUUGCACUUCUUCCAAACGGUGAAGUUUUUCCUGCAUUAUUAAGAAUCAGCUCAGCAGCGAAUCAGAAUUCCCCUCGCUCCCCACCACAGCAUGGGACAGCCAACCAACCUUUACUCCGACUUCCAGAUCAUCAUCCUCCUCGCUCUCUGUUGGGGUCAGAGGUCAAACCCAGAUGACGAGAGGCCAUCCUGCGGUCGCUGUGACCUUCGGCUCACCUGUAACUGCUCCUAUGACGGCUUCACGCGGGUUCCCAUGGUAACAGACCACGCCCUGAGUCUUGACCUCUCUUACAACAACAUCACCGUGGUGACCGAUGAUGAUCUGACAGGCCACAGACAGCUGAGGGCUCUGAGUCUUCACGGUAACAAGAUAGCUGAGAUCCACCCGUCAGCGUUCGACCCUCUGUGGAGCCUGGAGGAGCUGGAUCUGUCUGACAAUCAGCUGACUGCUCUCAACCAAAAAUGGUUCAACAAGCUAGAAGCUCUACAGCAACUCAACCUGCUCAACAACCCAUACAGCUGCCUGGGUUCUCCUCCAGUGUUUCAGGGGCUGAUCAGGUUGAGGAGACUUUGGUUUGGAGGUCCUGCUCUGGAGGAGCUAAAGAGAGGAGAUCUGUCUGGAGUCACUGAACUGGAGGAGCUCACUGUGCAUGCCAACAACCUGAUGAGGUAUGAGUCCGGUACUCUGGCAUCCAUUUGGCCAUUGGGUCAUGUCACUUUGAGCCUCCACAGUCCAUUUUUAACAAAUGAGGCCUUAGCCUCAGCUGUGCUUGGUGAUGUUUCAUACCCGGAGACGCCCAUCAUUAUAGAAGACCUCCAUGUCAUUGGGAAUGAUACUGUUCAGCCUUUCAGAGCGGCAGCCAAGAAGAGAAUCAGGUACCUAACUUUACGCAACAUUUCUGUGUCUGAUGAGGCCUUGGUUCACUUCCUGGAGGAAUUCAGUGGAGUACCGCUCACUUUCUUCAUGUGUGAUGGCGUCACGUUAACAGGCGAGGGCAGGUGGGAGAGAGCCAGCUGGACUGAUCAAAAAAGCAUUGACGAGUUCUACAUACGAGACGCCGUGGUGCUGGAUGUCUUUAAGUUUGUCUCAUUUCUAGAGCUGGGAUUUCUGCUGCAGUAUCCCAGGAAGGUGUCUGUCGUGAACUGUAAGGUGUUCGUGAUGCCCUGUCAGACGUCCGCCCUGCUGAAGAACCUGCAGUACCUUGAUCUUUCAGACAACCUGCUGAGUGACAUGACUCUUAAGGAGACGCUGUGCGAUGGUGACGGCACAAUGAAGGACCUACGAGUUUUGAACAUCAGUGGAAACGCUCUGCAGUCUUUGUCCUUGCUGACCCACCUGGUGCUGAAGCUCUCUAAGCUGACCCACCUGGACGUCAGCAGGAACGGAUACAACUCCAUGCCACAAAGCUGCUCCUGGCCCUCCACCCUGCAAUACCUUAACCUCUCCCAGACCUCACUCACAACCAUCACUCCCUGUCUACCCAAAACUCUGAAGGUGUUGGAUCUGAGCAACAAUGAUCUCAAAAACUUCUCCCAGGCCCUGCCUGCCUUGAGAGAACUCCACCUCACUGGGAACAAGUUCCUGAGGCUGCCCUCUGGAUCGCUGUUCCCCAAUCUGCAAACACUUACAAUACAGUCGAACACCUUGAACAUGUUCAGCCAUUCAGACCUCCAGUCAUACCAACGACUCCAGAGCCUCCAGGCCGGUCAGAACAAGUUUGUCUGCUCCUGUGACUUUGUUGACUUCUUCCAGUCAGUCAUGAAAGGAAGUGGAGACGUGCAUUUGACAGACAGAGAGGAGAUGUACAUCUGCGACUCUCCUCUCUACCUGCAGGGGGGAGAAGUGGGUCAAGUCCACCGCUCCAUUGUUGAAUGCCACCAGGUUUUGUUUGUGUCUGUGAGCUGUGGAGUGGUGCUGUUAGUCCUCAUCCUGCUGAGUGUCCUGUUGUGGCGCCUCCAUGCCAUUUGGUACCUGAAGAUGACAUGGGCUUGGCUGAAGGCCAAGCGUAAAUCCCGGCAACGACGGUGCAAAGAUAGGGAUGCAGAAGCGUUGCUGUCCUUUGAUGCCUUUGUGUCCUACAGUGAGAGAGACGCCAGCUGGGUGGAAAACUUCUUGGUGCCUGAGCUGGAGGAGCCAAGGGAGACUGAUGAAGGCACGAUGAAUCCCAGACAUCCUCGGCCUCUGACCCUGUGCCUCCACAAGCGGGACUUCCUUCCCGGAAACUGGAUAGUGGAUAAUAUCAUCAGUGCCAUGGAGCGCAGCCGCCGAACCAUCUUUGUCCUCUCAGAGAACUUUGUCCAAUCUGACUGGUGUCGCUACGAGCUGGACUUCUCCCACUUCUGGCUUUUCGAUGGGGAUUCUGGCCGAGACGCGGCCAUCUUGAUCCUGCUGGAACCGCUGUCCAAGGACGACAUCCCCAAACGCUUCUGCAAACUGCACAAACUCAUGAGCUCCACCACCUACCUGGAGUGGCCUCAGGAGGAGGAGAAGGUCGAGGGGUUCUGGAGGAGUCUCCGCAACGCUUUGAGAGGAGAAGAAGAGGAGGGUGACUGAGGGGGAAAACACAAAGUGAUGAAGAGAAAAGAUAAGAAUAAAGGACAAAAUCAGAAGUUGAAAAGGGUGGAGGAAUAGUUAGAGGUGAAGAAGAGGAAAAGAAAGGAUGGAGAGGAAUACUUCAAUAUUAAAUGAGCAGAUGUGUCUCUCGGAUUAUUAAUUGUUCUUUUAACUCGUAAAAUAUUGUUGUCUAAUGGAAGCUUGGUAUAUUUGUUUCACUAAAGCAACACAAUUAACAUGAUGAAAUAAAAGUUACCUUCAGCUGCACAACAAGUAAUUAUAUCCAGUCUCACAUUUCCUCAGUUUGAGCACCAGGAGCAUCAGUAGAAUAAGACGUUUAAUUUACAAGUUAUGAUGUAGUGCAGAAUCAGCCUGGUAAUCUGCUGGUAGUUUGAUGAAAUGUCCACUUGGGGGAGCAGUUGAUUGAUUUUUGCCACAACCUCAUGAUGCUGUCAGUGGAUGUGAAACCAGUUCUGCAGUAAACAGUCUGAGAACUUACAUGAAGUGAGUCAACUUUCUGUAAAAAGAGUGUUUAUAUAGAUAUUUUCUUCUGCUUGUGUGUUUCAUCAUUUAGUACGUUGUCACUCCACUAGACUUGAAACUGUAGCUUCUCUCUCAAACGUCAUUUUGUUUUGUGAUAGCUUGAAUCAUUAUUUAUUUUAUACUCACAUCAGACCACCAACAUCACAUGAUUUUACAUUUUACAUGGCAGAAUAUGGAGAUUUUAUAGUGAACUGACAUGUAAUGGGAAAAUAUAAAUCUUACUGUACCUGCACCAAAGAGACACAGAUCAAACUUAACUGGUCAAGAUGGUUUUUCAACCCUUUGUCUAGACUGAGAGGAGAAAAUGUUGGGAACUAUAAUGUAACGUUAUGGGGAAAAAAAUAACAGGAAACAGAUUUUGAAGAGAACCAAACUGGUUUUAUUAAGUACUGCAA
Acanthopagrus latus (yellowfin seabream) is the source of this 3580-nucleotide messenger RNA. Its product is annotated as toll-like receptor 2 type-2. The record is from RefSeq and is a predicted model, not a curated record. NCBI's taxonomy places the organism in Eukaryota, Metazoa, Chordata, Actinopteri, Spariformes, Sparidae. Gene Ontology annotation, molecular function: transmembrane signaling receptor activity; triacyl lipopeptide binding; protein binding. Bases 180 to 2642 code for a protein of 820 amino acids. Gene Ontology annotation, cellular component: membrane. The transcript is spliced from 12 exons. Gene Ontology annotation, biological process: toll-like receptor signaling pathway; immune response; inflammatory response.